This is a messenger RNA of Lactuca virosa, 666 nucleotides long. The record is from the annotation of a GenBank genome assembly. Lineage: Eukaryota; Viridiplantae; Streptophyta; Magnoliopsida; Asterales; Asteraceae.
AUGGUCUCCUUCAUCCAUUGGCUUCCAUUCCUGCUGAUUCUCGCCGAUGCCCGGAGACCUCACUUUCUGAAAACCUUCAAUGUCUUGUCAUAUGGUGCACGUCCCGAUCGAAUCACCGAUAACAGCAUGGCAUUUCUUCGCGCAUGGAAGGAUGCUUGUGAACACGACGGCGGAGGUAGGGUUUGGAUCCCGAGAGGGGAGUUCAAGCUUGAUUCCGUCGUGUUCGUCGGACCUUGUAAGGGACCUGUAGAUUUUGUUAUCAGGGGAUUGCUUGAAGCGUCAACUGAUCCAUCUGAGUUUUUCGUUGAUCACUGGAUCGCUUUCAAGUAUGUCGAUCAGUUGGUGGUCCGAGGUGGUGGUUAUUUGUUUGGUAACGGCCGUUCAGCAUGGCAGUUUAAUGACUGCGCCACUAAUUCCCGCUGCAAACCUCUUCCCGUCGCGCAAUCGAAUGUUCAAAUAAAGAAUGUGACAUUUAGAAAAGUGCAUGGGACAUCGAGUUCUAAGAUUGCAGUUAAAAUACAAUGUAGCAAACACGUGCCAUGUGAAGGUGUCAACCUCGUGAAUAUUAACUUGGAAUAUCGUGGGCCUGAGGGACCUGCGGCUUCAUCUUGUAUGAAUGUUAAAGGGAAAUCAUAUGGUCGCCAACUUCCAGCGGGGUGUUUAUAG